AUGACUCGUUCGAUUUACGUGAUCUCGCCCAACGGGCAGCAGCAGUGUGCGGGUGAAUACACGCAGUCGGGAGAUUCAGCGAAUGGCUGCCCUGUGUGGGAACAGAAAGAAGGUGGUCUGUGGAUGUAUACAGGUGCAAAUGGUAUGUGGAUUAUAGGGGGACGAGAUGCCAAAGAGAAGAACUUCAAGUGCUCACACGGCUUGAUUUUCUGCCGAACGCCGAGUGCAGGCGUGCCGCCUGACAAAAUCACUGGUGUUUGGGAAAGGCUAAGCGGCGAGUGUUUCGUCGAGGAUCCCCACAUUGUUGUCACAAAAAAUCUGCACACGCCUUCGCAACUCCGGGUGGUCAGCCCGAAUGGCCAGCAAAGAUGCUCUGGCGAUUAUAUGCUGAUGCCCGGCCGCAUUGCGAAUGGGUUGCCGGUCUGGGAGCAAAAGGCUGGAAGGUGCUUUUUGUACUGCGGGACGAAUGGAUCGUGGAUCUUGGGUGGCUCUGAUGCCAAGGAGAAAGGUUUCAAUUGCGCAAAAGGUGUCGUUUAUUCAAAAAGGCCCAGUGGAGGCUUGAUGCCAGACAAGGUCGGUGGAGCGUGGCUGCGCCUCCAAGGGGACAAGUUCCAGGAAGACCCAGCCAUUGCAGUCACCAUUAAGCCAUCACGACUCUACGUGCAGACCCCUCAUGGCCAGCACAGGUGCUCGGGCGAAUAUAUUCCAGCAGGAGAUCGCAUGGCUAAUGGCUACCCUCUUUGGGAGCAUGCUGGUGGCAAGUGCUGGCUUUACUCAGGCAGCAAUGGCAUGUGGAUCAUCGGUGGCACGGAUGCAGCAGCCAAAGACUUCCAGUGCACACGUGGUGUCAUUUACUGUCAGACGGUGCACAACGGGCAGAUGCCCGAUAAGAUGGUGGGCAACUGGCUGCGGCUCGAUGGAGACAAAUUCCGCGAGGACGCCGCCAUUCUGGUGGGCACCAAGCCUCCGAGUCUCCAUAUCUUGUCACCGAACGGCCAGCCAAAGUGCGGCGGAGAGUAUGUGCUUGUUGGUGAGCGUUGCCAUGGUCAACCCACAUGGAAGCAAAGGCGGACUGAGAUACGGAUAUGCUCGGGGGCUGAUGGUCACUGGAUGGUGACAGCUGGAGUGCCUAAGGACGGCCUGGACUCUGACAAGCCUUUGCUCAGAUGUGACCAGCCACACCUUGGUGAGACUCCCGACAAGGUGCUCUCCUCUUGGAGUCGGUUAGAUAAUGAGGAGAUGGUGAAGGAUGACCAAGUCAAGGUGUCCUCCAGCUCUUCGCUUGGGAAGCCUGUAAAGUUGCACGUGUCCACGCCAAGUGGACAGCAAAACUGCGGCGGUGAGUAUCUGCUGGUGGCCGGUGAAUCUGCAAACGGCAGCCCGCUGUGGAAGCAAAUGGGCGGCAAAUACUGGCUCUAUUCAGGAACAAACGGCCUAUGGAUCAUUGGAGGGAGUGGAGCCAAAAGGAAAAACUUCGACUGUUCCCGAGGAGUCAUUUACUCGCAAACGCCUCAUGGAGGUCAAUUGCCGCACCAGGUGAGCGGAGUUUGGCUCCGUCUGCAAGGACAAGAGUUUGUGGAGGAUAGCAAGAUCAGCAUUGUCCAGUGA
Symbiodinium natans is the source of this 1608-nucleotide messenger RNA. The record is from the annotation of a GenBank genome assembly. Lineage: Eukaryota; Dinophyceae; Suessiales; Symbiodiniaceae.